Messenger RNA from Racocetra persica, 170 nucleotides. The record is from the annotation of a GenBank genome assembly. NCBI's taxonomy places the organism in Eukaryota, Fungi, Glomeromycota, Glomeromycetes, Diversisporales, Gigasporaceae.
AAGAUAUUUCUUCUGAACUUGUUAAAAAAUCUUUUAAAAAAUAUAAAAUUAUGAAUGAACUUAAUGGAAGCGAAGAUUAUUUAAUGUAUAAAGAAAAGAAUAAUAGUACUUUAGAGAAACCAUUUAUUGUUUUAACAGAUGAUUUAGAAGAAAAUCAAGAAAAUGUUUAA